This is a messenger RNA of Leishmania braziliensis MHOM/BR/75/M2904, 327 nucleotides long. RefSeq names its product putative (H+)-ATPase G subunit. Gene Ontology annotation, molecular function: proton-transporting ATPase activity, rotational mechanism. The record is from RefSeq and is a predicted model, not a curated record. The transcript has a single exon. Gene Ontology annotation, cellular component: vacuolar proton-transporting V-type ATPase complex. Gene Ontology annotation, biological process: proton transmembrane transport. Lineage: Eukaryota; Euglenozoa; Kinetoplastea; Trypanosomatida; Trypanosomatidae. The coding region runs from base 1 to 327 and encodes 108 amino acids.
AUGCCGCCGAAGCAGGACAAUGUGCAGAAGCUGCUCGCUGCGGAGGAGAAGCGUUGCAAACUUAUCAAUGACGCCAAGACGCGCAAGCAGCAGAAGGUAAAGCAGGCCAAGGCCGACGCCGAGCGCGAGGUUACUGCCUUCCGCGCUGAGAAGGACAGGGAGUACGACAAGUACUGUGCGCAGCAGAACAGCGGCGCUGACGUCGAGAACUACGAGCUCGCACGUGAGACGGAUAAGGAACUGGAGGAACUCAAGGCGCUGGCGGCGCAGCGCAUGGACGCCGUAGCGAACAUGAUGGUGAAGCUGGUAACGACAGUGAGAGAGUAA